Molecule: messenger RNA, 1611 nt
Organism: Puntigrus tetrazona (Sumatra barb)
Lineage: Eukaryota; Metazoa; Chordata; Actinopteri; Cypriniformes; Cyprinidae
Gene: irf10
Product: interferon regulatory factor 10
Exons: 9
Coding region: 81-1298 (405 amino acids)
Biological process (GO): regulation of transcription by RNA polymerase II; immune system process
Cellular component (GO): nucleus
Molecular function (GO): DNA-binding transcription factor activity, RNA polymerase II-specific; RNA polymerase II cis-regulatory region sequence-specific DNA binding; protein binding
Source: RefSeq, a predicted model, not a curated record
GCUCUAUAUUUCAGCGCAGCCCUGUGAAACACAUCAAACUGAGAAACUAACAGAAUGCAUAGUCGAAAAACUGGAUAAAAAUGCGCAUGAGGAGUAAAUUCGGAAGAAACGGAGAUGCUAAUGAUCAGACUUCAACCCACAGAUUGAUGGAAGACAGGUCGAAGCACAUGCGACUGAGAGAAUGGCUCAUAGCGCAGAUAGACAGUGGUAAAUAUGCUGGACUGAGCUGGGAAAAUGAAGAGAAAACCAUGUUCAGGAUUCCCUGGAAACACGCGGCCAAACAGGACUACAGGCAGAACCAGGACGCCGCGCUCUUUAAGGCAUGGGCCAUGUACAAGGGUAAAUUUCAAGAGGGCAGGGACAAAGCUGACCCCUCUACAUGGAAAACGCGUCUGCGCUGUGCCCUCAACAAGAGCACAGACUUUCAGGAGGUUCCUGAGCGCAGUCAGCUGGACAUCUCUGAACCCUACAAGGUCUACCGGAUACUGGACGACACAGGAAGAGCUGCAGAACCUGCUGGGGACAGUGACUGUAGCAAAGUCUUGAGAGAGAUGCAUCUGCCCAUACAGCAGGACCUUACCUUCGGGGACUCAAACAAAGCUGAUGGAUGGAGUGUGAAUGGCAGGACGUAUGCGUGUCCAAGUAUAGGCACUAACUCCAUUCCUCUAUACCCUUCUCAGGUCCCCAUAACUGACUGCCGGCUGGAGGUGUGUUUGUUCUAUCACGGUAACCUGGUGCAGAACCUCAUCACUACGUCUCCAGACGGCUGCUUCAUUCUGCAGGGCUGCGCUCCAGUUGGGAACGAGCGCAUUUAUGGUCCUUGUGAAGCCAAGAAGGUCUUUUUCCCCCGUCCAGACAUCAUACAGCUGCCCACGGGCAUCUCCGAAGCCAUGGCCCGUCUCCUGCCGCACCUGGAGAAAGGUGUGCUGGUGUGGGUGGCCCCAGACGGUGUGUUCAUCAAGCGCUUCUGCCAGGGCAGAGUGUACUGGGACGGCCCUCUGGCAGAGAACAGGCAGAAACCAAACAAACUGGAGAGAGAGCGGACCUGCAAACUCCUGGACAUGACCAUCUUCAUGCAAGAGUUACAGAACCAUCGGCAGGGCAUUGGUCCUGAGCCACAGUACACAGUCAACCUUUGCUUCGGAGAGGAGUUCCCUGACCCCAGCCAGACAAAGACCAAGAAGCUCAUUACUGCACGAGUGAUUCCUCUGUUUGCUGUAGAGUGUCUCCGCAGGCAUAAUGCACCUAAUAAUGUGGAGCUGAAGCAAUCACCGCCACACAGGAAAACCAAUGAAUAAACAGAUCUCAAUCAGAACAGCACACGUUUCUCUAUCCCUGUGGAGGAAUUCACCAACACCGACAUUAAAAAUAUAAAUAAUAAUAAUAAUAAUAAUAAUAAUAAUAAUAAUGUGUUUGUAUCUAACAUCAGAAGAAAGGAGAAAUCUACUAUGCUAACCUUUUCAUUGACUGUAUUAAGCUUUAUGUCCUUUAUAGUCUUAUUAAUAUUACUAACCAUGAUACUGAUUAAAUUACAUUAUGAUUUCUUUAUCUUUUUGUAAAAUUAUGCUUUAAAAAUUAAAUUAAAAUGAAGAGUUUGGUUAGUCUUGUGCA